GCGCUUUGGCCAGAUAGCAUGGCCGAGAAACUGGGGCGGUUCUGCGUGCGGAAGAAGCAGACCAUCCGCUACUUCAGAUCGCACGCGAGAGAGGUCACGCGGAACUUUGACGAAGCGUGCAAGCUCGUGGACAAGUGCCGCGGCCUGUACGUCAUCGUCAUCGUGGCCAGAGUACCGCCAAUUUCGACGGGAACGCACGCCAUGGCAGGCGUGCGUUGGUGCCUGGACGGCACGUUGGCGUGCCUGAACUCGUGGGGCUCGGACGAAGAGGUCUACGAAUUCGUCACAGUGUCCAGCUUCGUCUCGGCGUACUCCACCGACGUGGUGGUGAGCAGGCGCUUCAAGCCUUCCCAGUACGAGA
Molecule: messenger RNA, 361 nt
Organism: Prorocentrum cordatum
Lineage: Eukaryota; Dinophyceae; Prorocentrales; Prorocentraceae
Source: the annotation of a GenBank genome assembly